UGGAGCCGCAGCCACAUCUCUCCUUCUCUUCUGCUCUGCCUGCCACAGGCUGAAAGGCAUCCUUUUUUUUUUUCCUACUCAGUGUCUCCUCAUCCAUUCGUUCCCCUCUGCCCGAACAAGCCUCGAUCUGUGACGGAUUGAGCAAAAAAGAGGACUGAGGACUAGAAACAGGAGGGGAGACAAUAAGACCUGCAGUCUCCUGGAAAAAAGGGGGAGAAAGGAGUGCAUCUUUUUUCCCCUCUGGUGUUUUUGUAUGUGGCGUUUGUCUCUGCAGUGUCACAGCUACACGUGUGCAAGUGUGUCGAUCCACGCCGCGUGAGCGUGUGUGUGUCUCUCGGGCUCCUGCUCUAUCUCUCUCUCCCUCUCCCUCCCUCUCUCUCCUCCUGUGCGGUGCUCCGGCACUCAGCGAGCGGAUUGUUCUUCACAGCAGACAGACGGAGAGAGGAGAAGAAAGGGGAACAAGAGUGAGGGGGAAACAACAGUGAGGGAAGAGGGCGGCAGGCAGCGAGGACUUUGUGGAAAGACAAGGUGAAAACAAGUUGCAAAAAAAAAGAUUGAGAAUCAAGAAGAGAGGACUCUUAAGGGAGCGGCGAGGAGUGGAGUGUGGAGGAGAGGAGAUAAGGGUAGAGGGUUAAUCAGAAAGAGAGACAAGUACGGAGCGAUGCAUCACUCAGGCAACACCGGACGAGCCAAGACCCUCUCUCAUGAGACAGGGGCAGCCAACCACCACAGUCAGACCACGCUACGGCCUCCACUGCCCCCUCCGCACAACCACCACACCUUAUCACACCAGUCUGCAAACAGCCUGAACAGAAACACCCUGAGAGGGGGCCGCAAUCCCAUCCACGCCCCCGCUCCAGGCCCCGGAGACGGGCCGACCACCCCGGAGUCGGUCCAGCUGCAAGACAGCUGGGUGCUCAACAGUAACGUCCCGCUGGAGACAAGGCACUUCUUGUUCAAGACGUCAUCAGGGACCACCCCUCUCUUCAGUAGCUCCUCCCCCGGUUACCCUUUGACCUCGGGGACCGUGUAUUCUCCGCCUCCGCGCCUGCUACCCAGAAACACCUUCUCCCGCUCAGCCUUCAAGCUAAAGAAGCCUUCCAAGUACUGCAGCUGGAAAUGUGCCGCCGUGACAGCCAUCGCAGCUGCUGCCCUGCUGGCAAUACUACUGUCCUACUUCAUCGCAAUCAACUUGCUGGGUUUGAACUGGCAGCUGAAGCCGUCCGACGGCCCGGUGUUGAACAACGGACUGGGAGCUGGCCUGCCUGUCAACAGUGAUGUGGCCACGCUGCCCUCUGGAGGCAGAGUUUCUUUUCCCCUCGCUCCAGGUCCGUGGGCAGGCAGGAACAGCAGUAUAGACGCAGGAAACAUCGAAGUCGGGAGGCGAGUGACCCAGGAAGUCCCUCCAGGAGUGUUCUGGAGGUCCCUGCUCCACCUCAGCCUGCCCCAGUUCCUCAAGUUCAACAUCUCCCUCGGCAAAGACGCCCUGUUCGGAGUGUACAUCCGUAAGGGUCUGCCUCCUUCACACGCACAGUAUGACUAUAUGGAGCGCCUGGACGGGAAGGAGAAAUGGAGUGUGGUGGAGUCUCCGGAGAGGAGGAGCAUCCAAACUGUGGUCCUCAAUGAGGCGGUGUUUGUCCAGUACCUGGACGCUGGUGCCUGGCACCUGGCCUUCUACAACGAUGGUCGGGAGAGAGAAACCGUUUCCUUCAGCACAAACGUCAUGGAUUCAGUGCAAGAGUGCCCGCGCAAUUGCCAUGGUAACGGAGAGUGUAAUUCUGGUGUGUGUCACUGCUUCCCGGGAUUCCACGGCAUGGACUGCGCCAAAGCGGCGUGCCCCGUGCUCUGCAGUGGCAACGGCCAAUACGACAAGGGCUCAUGUGUAUGCUACAGCGGAUGGAAGGGCCCUGAGUGUGAUGUCCCCGUCACGCAGUGCAUCGACCCUCUUUGCAGCGGCCACGGCGCCUGCACCGAUGGCAACUGCGUGUGCUCCAUCGGCUACAAAGGAGCAAGCUGUGCAGAGGUGGAUUGCCUGGAUCCUACGUGUUCCAACAAUGGCAUCUGUGUGAAUGGGGAGUGCCACUGUAAGCCAGGCUGGGGAGGGCUGCACUGCGAGCUGCCCAGGGCCCAGUGCCCAGACCAGUGCCACGGCCACGGGGCCUUCAUACCAGACACGGGACUGUGCAGCUGUGACCCCAACUGGAUGGGACCCGACUGCUCGAUGGAGGUGUGCUCAGUCGACUGUGGGACUCAUGGAGUGUGUAUGGGCGGAGCUUGUCGCUGCGAGGAGGGCUGGACCGGUGCAGGCUGUGACCAGCGUGUGUGCAACCCGCUCUGCAUCAAACAUGGAACCUGCAAGGACGGGAAGUGUCAGUGUCACCAGGGCUGGAACGGAGAGCACUGUACCAUCGACGGCUGCCCUAACCUGUGUAACGGGAACGGACAGUGCACCAUGGGGCAGCAGAGUUGGCAUUGUGAAUGUCAGACAGGCUGGAGGGGCCCCGGCUGCAGUGUUGCCAUGGAGACCUCCUGUGCAGAUAACAAGGACAACGAAGGAGAUGGACUGACAGACUGCAUGGACCCAGACUGCUGCAUCCAGAGUCCCUGUCAGAACAGCCCACUGUGUCGGGGCUCCAGGGAUCCUCUCACAGUCAUCCAGCAGAGCCCGGUGUCCCAGGUCCGCGUCCGCUCCUUCUACGACCGCGUCAAGAUGCUUGUGGGGCGAGACAGCACCCACAUCCUCCCGGGAGAAAACCCCUUCAACUCAAGUCUGGCGUCUCUGAUCCGGGGUCAGGUGUUGACUACAGAUGGGACCCCACUGGUGGGGGUGAAUGUGUCUUUUGUCAACUAUCCCCAGUAUGGAUACACGCUGACACGGCAGGACGGCAUGUUUGACCUGAUAGCUAACGGCGGCGCAUCUCUGACUCUGCGGUUCGAGCGCGCCCCCUUCCUGAGCCAGGAGCGCACAGUGUGGCUGCCCUGGAGCCAGUUUUAUGCUAUGGACACUCUGGUGCUUAAGACAGAAGAGAACACGAUCCCGGGCUGCGACCUGAGCGGCUUCGUCAGGCCUGACCCUCUUGUGAUUGCAUCCCCUCUCUCCUCCUUCUUCAGCUCCAAGCCAGGGGAGAAACCCAUCAUACCGGAGACACAGGUGCUGCAUGAGCAGAUCGAGGUGCCCGGCACAAGUCUGAAGCUGUGCUACCUAAGCUCCAGGACACAGGGUUACCGCUCCCUGCUCAAGGUGACCAUGACUCCAGCUGUGGUGUCCAUGGGGCUGCUGAAGGUUCACCUGAUGGUAGCAGUGGAGGGACACCUCUUCCAAAAGUGGUUCCACGCCUCCCCUAACUUGGCCUACACCUACAUCUGGGAUAAGACCGACGCAUACGGCCAGAGGGUGUACGGACUUUCUGAAGCUGUUGUAUCCGUCGGCUACGAGUAUGAAUCCUGUGCCAGUCUCAUCCUCUGGGAGAAGAGGACAACUAUUCUGCAAGGCUACGAACUGGAUCCCACCAGUCUGGGCGGCUGGUCACUGAACAAGCAUCAUAUACUUAAUACACGCAGCGGUAUCCUUCACAAGGGAAGUGGUGAGAACAUCUUUGUGACGGAGCAGCCACCAGUAAUGACCAGCGUCAUGGGAAAUGGACGAAGACGCAGCAUCUCCUGCCCCAGCUGUAACGGCCUGGCAGACGGCAACAAGCUUCUGGCACCGGUCGCUUUGGCAAUGGGCACUGAUGGCAGUCUUUAUGUCGGGGAUCUCAACUUUGUACGAAGGGUCUACCCGUCUAUGAACACAACCGGCAUCCUGGAACUGAGGAACAAAGAUUUCCGACACAGCAAUAAUCCGACCCAUAAGUACUUCCUGGCGGUGGAUCCAGUCUCUGGGGCUUUGUUCAUCUCAGACACCAACUCCCGCAGGAUUUACAAAGUCCGCUCUUUAACGGGAGGCCGCCUGCUGUCAGACAAUGCCGAGGUGGUGGCUGGGACGGGGGAGCAGUGUCUGCCCUUUGAUGAGCGCUGCGGUGAUGGGGGCAAGGCCACUGAAGCGACACUUAUGAGUCCCAAAGGUAUCGCAGUGGAUAAAAACGGCCUGAUGUACUUUGUGGAUGCCACCAUGAUCCGAAAGGUGGACCAGAACGGCAUCAUCUCCACUCUGCUGGGGGCCAAUGAUCUCACCGCCGUGCGGCCGCUGAGCUGUGACAACAGCAUGGACGUCAGCCAGGUUCGUUUGGAGUGGCCUACGGACUUAGCAGUGAACCCCAUGGACAACUCUCUCUACGUCCUGGAAAACAAUGUCAUCCUCCGCAUCACUGAGAACCACCAGGUGAGCAUCAUAGCAGGUCGGCCCAUGCAUUGUCAAGUGCCAGGAAUCGACUACAGCCUUAGCAAGCUGGCUAUACACGCGGCCCUGGAAAGUGCCACGGCCAUUGCUUUGUCACACACCGGCAUGCUCUACAUCGCUGAGACAGAUGAGAAGAAAAUCAACAGAGUGAGACAGGUGAGCACUAAUGGAGAAAUCUCUCUUCUGGCCGGUGCCGCCUCCGACUGCGACUGCAAGAAUGACGUCAACUGCAACUGCUUCUACGGCGACGAUGGCUAUGCCCCCGACGCUGGCUUGAACUCCCCCACCUCCUUGGCCGUUUCCCCUGAUGGGACGCUCUUCAUUGCUGACCUCAAUAACAUACGCAUCAGAGCCGUGCGAGCAAACCGUCCCGGCCCCGCUGUCUCCAGCGUGGGCUACGCAGGGUCUGCACAGUAUGAGGUGGCGUCGCCCAGGGAACAGGAGCUGUACGUCUUCAACGGGGAGGGGCUUCACAUCCAGACCAUUAGCCUGGUGACCGGGGAGCCGCUUUUCAACUUCUCCUACGGUCCUGAUGGAGAGCUGGCCACGCUGAGUGAUAAUUGCAACAACACGGUGAAGGUGAGGAGGGACGGCCAAGGACAAGGGGGUGCAGCGGGCCUGCUCAGACUGGUGCUGCUACCCGAGAAUCAAGUGGUGACCCUCGGACUGGACCCCACUGGGAGGCUGCGAAGUGUGUCAGCCAUGGGCCAGGAGGUGGCUCUGAUGGGUUACAGUGGCAACACAGGUCUCCUGGCGACCAAAGCCGAUGAGACCGGAUGGACCACAUUUUACCAGUACGACAGCGAGGGUCGCCUGACCAACAUGACAUACCCGACAGGCAUGGUGACGAGUCUCCACCGCGAGAUUGAGCGCUCCAUCAACAUCGACAUUGAGAGCUCCAGCAGGGACGACGAUGUCACAGUCAUCACCAACCUGUCCUCUGUGGAAGCCUCGUACACCGUGGUGCAAGACCAGGUGAGGAACAGCUACCAGCUGUGUAACAACGGCACCCUGAGAGUGAUGUAUGCAAAUGGUAUGGGCAUCAGCUUUCACACGGAGCCACACAUACUGGCCGGCUCGGUCAGCCCCACGAUCGGCCGCAGGAACAUCACGCUGCCCACCGACAACGGCCUCAACUCUAUCGAAUGGCGUCUACGUAAGGAGCAGACCAAGGGCAAGAUCACCGUGUUCGGGAGGAAGCUGAGGGCUCAUGGCCGCAAUCUUCUCUCCAUCGACUUUGACCGUAACACACGCACCGAGAAGAUUUACGACGACCACAGAAAGUUCACGCUGCGCAUCAUGUACGACGCUCAGGGUCGGCCGGCCAUGUGGCUCCCCAGCAGCAGCCUGGCCGUGGUCAACGUGUCGUAUUCCACCACCGGGCAGCUCGUUGGUCUGCAGAGGGGGAGCAUGAGCGAGAGGACCGAGUUCGACCCCCAGGGACGCAUUCUGUCUCGCUCUUUUGUGGACGGGAAGGUGUGGAGCUACAGUUACCUCGACAAAUCCAUGGUGCUGCUCCUGCAGAGCCAGAGACAGUAUGUCUUUGAGUUUGACGCCUCGGGCCGGGUCACAGCUGUCACCAUGCCCAGCGUCGCCCGCCACACCAUGUUCACGCACGUGUCAGUCGGCUACAUUCGCAACACCUACAACCCCCCGGAGAGCAACGCGUCCAUCAUCCACGACUUCAGCGAGGACGGCAGACCUCAGGCCUCGCACUUCCUGGGCACCGGCCGCCGCGUCCUCUACAAGUACGGCAAGCUGGCCAAGCUGUCGGAGAUCGUGUACGACAGCACCGCCAUCACCUUCGGCUACGACGAGACAGCCGGCGUGCUGAAGAUGGUCAACCUGCAGAGCGGGGGCUUCUCGUGCACCAUCCGCUAUCGCAAAAUGGGCCCGCUCAUCGACAAGCAGAUCUACCGCUUCAGCGAGGAGGGGAUGGUCAACGCCAGGUUCGACUACACCUACCACGACAACAGCUUCCGCAUCGCCAGCAUGAAGCCGGUCAUCAGUGAGACUCCACUUCCUGUAGACCUCUAUCGAUAUGACGAGAUCUCUGGAAAGGUGGAGCACUUUGGAAAAUUUGGAGUCAUAUACUAUGACAUCAAUCAGAUCAUCACCACAGCUGUCAUGACGCUGAGCAAGCAUUUCGACACCCAUGGGCGCAUCAAGGAGGUCCAGUAUGAGAUCUUCCGCUCACUCAUGUACUGGAUGACGGUGCAGUACGACAGCAUGGGGCGUGUCGUCAAGAGAGAGCUCAAGAUUGGGCCCUAUGCCAACACCACUCAGUACCGCUAUGAUUAUGAUGGAGAUGGACAGCUCAGUGGUGUCAAGGUCAAUGAUUGGUCUACUUGGCGCUACAGCUACGACCUAAACGGUAACCUCCAUCUGCUGAACCCCGGUAACAGCGCCCGCAUCCUGCCCCUCCGCUACGACCUGAGAGACCGCAUUACCCGCCUGGGAGACGUCCAGUACCGCCUGGAUGAAGACGGCUUCCUCAGCCAGCGGGGGUCGGAUGUCUUUGACUAUAACUCCAAAGGUCAGCUGCUGAGGGCCUACAACAGGGGCCCCGGCGGGUGGAGCGUCGUGUAUCACUAUGACGGGCUUGGCCGCAGGGUGUCCACCAGAAACAGCCUGGGAAAUCACCUCCAGUUCUUCUAUGCUGACCUCAACCACCCGGCCAGGGUCACACACAUCUUCAACCACUCCAGUUCAGAAAUCUCAUCGCUCUACUAUGACCUGCAGGGUCAUUUGUUCGCCAUGGAGGUGAGCAGUGGAGAGGAAUACUACAUCGCUUCAGACAACACUGGCACACCGCUCGCUGUCUUCAGCAGCAAUGGACAAAUGAUCAAACAGGUGCAGUACACUGCCUACGGAGAAGUGUACCUGGACUCCAACCCGGAGUUCCAGCUGGUGGUGGGUUUCCACGGCGGACUCUACGACGCCCUGACUAAACUGGUCCACUUCACCCAGCGGGACUACGACGUGUUGGCCGGGCGCUGGACCUCGCCCGACUACAGCAUGUGGCCCAAGAUAGGGAAGGAUCCCUCUCCAUUUAAUUUGUACAUGUUCAAGAACAAUAACCCUCUCAGUGACAUGCUGGAUGUCAAAAACUAUGUCACAGAUGUGAAGAGUUGGCUGGUGAUGUUUGGCUUCCAGCUCAGUAACAUAAUCCCUGGGUUCCCUCGACACUCGCUCUACUUUGUGGAGCCACCGUAUGAGCUGCAGGCCACACAGCACUGUGAGAACGGACAGCUCAUCACUGGUGUGCAGCAAGCAGCGGAGCGUCACAACCAGGCCUUCAUGGCCCUCGAGGGUCGUCUACUCGACAAGGAGAGGAGGAGACGCAAGGACAAACCUGGUCACUGGUUCGGCACCAGUACUCCCAUCAUAGGCCGAGGAGUAAUGCUGGCUCUGAAGGAAGGCCGAGUGGUGGCUGGAGUGUCGGCUCUGGCCAGUGACGACAGCCGUAAGGUGGCGUUGGUGCUCAAUGGCGCCCAGUACCUCGAAGGCACACAUUACACACAGGACGGGAAGGACUGUCACUACUUUGUGAAAGUGGGCUCCGCUGACAGUGACCUGUUGGCUUUGGGGCUGACCAACGGGCGCAAAUCCCUGGAGAGCGGCAUCAAUGUGACAGUGAGUGGCCGCUCAAGGAGAGGAGUGACUGUGGAGUUUGCUGUGCCCUCGUUGGUACUGAGUGUUCGGUACGGCCUCGCUGUCGACGUGGUGGACGAAGAGAAGGUAAGACUGUUGGAGCUGGCCCGGCAGAGAGCCUUGGCGGGGGCCUGGGCCAAGGAGCAGCAGAGGGCCAGGGACGGGAAGGGGGGCAAUCGCCUCUGGACUGAGGGGGAGAGACAGCAGCUUCUAACGACAGGCCGAGUACAAGGCUACGACGGCUACUAUGUGCUGCCUGUGGAGCAGUAUCCAGAACUGGCCGACAGCAGCAACAACAUCCAGUUCCUGAGACAGAACGAGAUGGGCAAGAGGUAACAGCCCUGAGGAAUAGACUCGUCCCUCUCUCCCACUCUCACUUCUCUAGAUCUCUGCUCCUUAGUCUCGCCCAGCCUCCUCAACCCUUCUCCUUUUAAAAAAACCCAAUGGAGAUUCAACCAACAUACGGGGUUACUCGCGGAACGCUGCAGGGACUUUUGAAAAGAAUGACUUAUCAGAAAAAACAUAUUGUUAAUUUUACUGCCACAGGCAAAAAAAAGUUAUCAUUUGGUCAAAUGGCUCUUUUUUGAGAAAAAAAAACAAAACUUUGAACAACUGAAAAAGCACUGAAGAACUUUAAAGAACUGUUGCUUAGCGAAUAAGAAGAUUCCCCUUUUUAAAAAAGAUAGUGAUAUUUUCGCCCAUAUUUUUUGGGUCACACUGAGAGCGGCCAUAACAGCUGCUGAUCACACGGUGGAGUUGUACGGCGCUGGCUCUCUGCAGUAAAGGCUUGUCUGUCUCUUAUAAACACUGAAGGCACAGGGACCAAAGUGAAGACAAAAGCUACUCCAGAGUGCUGGCAUUACGACUUCACAUCAACCGAGGACAUCAUAAACAAGCAACUGACAAGGCAAUGUGGAAAAGUCACCCUAUACUAUGAGUCGUCUCCCUGUCUCAGGCCUCCCAUCGUCCACCUCGGACCAGCCCGCUGCUUCUGAGGCAGCACACAUCCAACCAAGCAACACACAAGCUAACAGCAGAAUGAAGCGAUUCAAGCUGUUAAUGGACUCCAAAAUAAAACUUUUUAAAAAAACAAAGUCAAAAAAAGUGAUGGCUAUAUUUGUGGACAGUGGUGUCACACAGCAUUGUUUAUUUUGAAAUGGGGAGAAGAAUCAUAUUACUACAUAUGUGUCCGCCUACACUAAAUUUCAGGAUGUUGCGUAUACUGUAGAUGCCGUAGUUUUGUACGUUUCAGUCGCGGUAGAAUUGUGAGACUUUCACCAAGGCACUUCUGUACAGAACGAUUCAAACACACAACUCACAGAGUCCGGACAACAUGCUCAGUUUAGUAUUUAUUUUAUUUUAAACUUUUUUUAUUUAUUUAUUCUUAGUACUAUAUGACAAUCAUGAAUGAGUCACCAGUUCUAUUCCAAAUGAACAUAAUGGAUGAGUUUAUUUUCUUUUGUAAAAUAUGUAUGAAAUGUUCAUUUUGUUUUUGUAUUACUUUCAGUUUGCUGCCAGGGCAAAUAAUAGUCACUCUCAAAAAGAAUAAUUUAUGUAAUAAAGUGUUUUAACAAAAAAAACGGUUUAUACUUUAAAUAAAGUCUUUAAAACUGUGAAAUCUGUUUUUUCGAAAUAUAUUUCAAUGUACAGUGUAUAGACCUACCUUUAUGCAGCACAGUAGAAUAUUGUCAAGAAUAUCGAGUUUUAUAUUUCUAAGAGGAAGUGGCUUGUAAUGUGCAAAAUCUUUAGCUGGUCUUACUACUCUAGAGUUUUGUGGCACUCUAAUAUUCCAUAUCUACAAUAUCAAUCCCCAGUUUGUUGUUUUUGACUGUUUUUUGGUUUGGAAGCAGAGAUGUUUCUGUCCUAGAUCCCGACAGCAGUAGCAGUAAUGGAUCCUUCUCACUGUGAAGAGACUCGUGCUGGAUGUCAUAUUGUACCAAAUCAGUAUUAUCAAAGGAUGAUUCUUAUACAUUCACUGAAACGAGACUCUUCUGAGAACCUUAUCAAUAAAACAUAAUUGUUUACUUCAAAUGA
Molecule: messenger RNA, 10027 nt
Organism: Labrus bergylta (ballan wrasse)
Lineage: Eukaryota; Metazoa; Chordata; Actinopteri; Labriformes; Labridae
Source: RefSeq, a predicted model, not a curated record